AUGCCGUCGCUGAGAAGACAGCAGCUUACGCAGGUCACUGUAGAAAUUGCUAAAAGAAAUGUGAUAGCACGGAGUAGCCUCCAGAAUGGGAGAGCUAGCGUGGUCUCUGAUUUCAAAGAAGAAGUCCCACGAAGAAGCUUUCUCACUAUUCUGCUCAUUGUUCGUCGUAGUGGAAAGCCACGUGCCACAACACGAAGACGAAACUUAAUUCUUGUCACCGUCGAGAACGACGUUUCUGUUGCUGACAUCCUUGGUUCCCUCUGUCGGAAGGACUCUCCUCAAAGUUCGUCAAGCUGCAACGGGGGCAUUACCGGUGAUAAUUCGAGUUAGUAGCAGUGAAAUCUUGUU
Frieseomelitta varia is the source of this 348-nucleotide messenger RNA. RefSeq lists its product as uncharacterized. The coding region runs from base 1 to 330 and encodes 109 amino acids. Lineage: Eukaryota; Metazoa; Arthropoda; Insecta; Hymenoptera; Apidae. The record is from RefSeq and is a predicted model, not a curated record. The transcript is spliced from 3 exons.